UACUCCUCGUACGGAAGAGACGCUCUUCUCGGUCGGUCGCCUGUCGGAAGGUGUGUGUUGAUAUAUCGUACCUCGCGAUUGCAUUCGUGAUCAAGUAUUGUGUUCUGCAAAUUCCAAGUGCGAUCAGUAGCGAUCCAUUGUUCGGCUUAGGCUUUAACGUUACGAAAUUCGCGUACCUCAUAGCGCUCGAGACACUCCGCGGACUGAAGGAAGUGAUCGUUAAAAUUUACCUUGCCAGAAUCGCCGUGUGUGUGUGUGUUCGAUAAAUAAAUUAGCAAAACAUUAACCUCCGCAAGCUAAAGAUACUUCGUUUCACGUGCCUGCGUGUAUUGUGGUUGUGUGGAAUCGAGUGUGCGUGUGUGUUUAGGUUUUGUGUGUAGCUUCCAACAAUGUCCAAGUCCCGAUCGCCGGCUACAACCACCGUACCGGAGCCCGAACAUGAGGCCUUCGUACGCAGCAAACCGGAACCGAUUCCGUUCCGACGAUUCCUGUACAACUCGAACGAGGGUACGGUACUCGGUCGCACUGCAACGUCCUGGGCCAAGAUCGGCAUCUUCUACAUCGUCUUCUACAGCGUACUAGCGGCGCUUGUCGCCGUCUGCAUGUGGGUCUUCUUCCAGACGCUGGAUCCCCGCAUUCCCAAAUGGCAGAUGGGCCAGUCGCUGAUCGGAACCAAUCCAGGAUUGGGCUUCCGGCCGCUACCGUCGGAGGAUAAUGUCGAGAGCACGCUGAUCUGGUACAAGGGCACGGACGAGAAGAACUACAAGAUGUGGACGGAUGCGUUGGACGAUUUUCUGCAAGACUACAGAACUCCCGGACAGGUUUCGGGCCGUGGUCAGAACAUCUACAACUGCGAGUACAAUCAGCCACCACCGAAGGGUAUGGUGUGCGAUGUGGACAUCAAGCAGUACGGACCGUGCACGCUGGAGAACCACUACAACUAUCACAAGAGUGCUCCGUGCAUAUUCCUGAAGCUGAACAAAAUCUACGGCUGGAUCCCGGAGUUCUACAACGAGUCGAGCAACCUGCCCUCGAACAUGCCGGCAGAUCUGAAGGAGUACAUCAAGGAGAAGGAACAGAAGGAGAGUCACACGAUGAACACUGUGUGGGUUUCGUGCGAGGGUGAAAACGCGGCCGAUAUUGAGAACAUUGGACAGAUCCAGUACUACCCGCGACGUGGAUUCCCCGGCUACUACUACCCGUACGAAAACUCGGAAGGCUAUCUGAGCCCGCUGGUUGCGGUACACUUCGAGCGCCCAGUCCGUGGAAUCAUCAUCAACGUUGAGUGCAAAGCUUGGGCCUACAACGUCCGGCACGAUAACGACAGACACGAGCGACUCGGAUCGGUGCACUUCGAGCUGAUGAUCGAUUAAGAUGGGUCAAACACCGGCCUGCCCCAUUCGGUGUUCUCCAACGGGGCAGCCCAAUGCGAUCGUGUGCGCUGCUCCCAACCAGCUAUAAGCGCAGAAGGACGGAAUCUCUACCAGCAUCGAGGAUGCUCUGUCUAGCAAAAAAUCACCAUCAUACACCAACACCAACACACCAACCUCCACCAUCUCUUCCACCUCAUCGGGCGCGUGCAUUCUUCUCGAGGCCCCCAACCCGCGUGUUGUUGAUAUGCAAAAAAGUGUGUUUGCAUACGGGGGCAAAUAUUUUUAACGAUCUUGUUAAGGGCGUCAGUUUUGUUUUAUUUAGAUCAUUAUUGUUUUCUUAUGCUGCGCUGCGUGAUUUUCGUUUGUUUUACCAUUAAGACCACCCCACUUGGAAGUGUGUGUGUGUGCGGAUGUGGUAGCGCUUUGAGAAGGCGUUAAUCUCUUCUUCAGCUUGCAUAUCGAAUCAGAAUCUUCCUACGCGCUUGGUACGCUUGUGGCAGCUUGCUAUAGAAUCUCGUUACAUCCAAAAAUGUUUCGGAAAAUUAUUCUCCUUCUUCAAAAAUCUCUAGACUACCGGGUUAGGUCUUAUUCAAGGGUGUAAGUAAGAGAACGGUUCUUGUACAUCUGUAAAUAUACGAUCGCGGGAAUAUAAGAUCACUGCACUGCUGAAUUAUGAAUAAUGCUAGAAAGUGAGCGUGCUUGAUGCGAAGCGCUUCGAAAGCUUUCCCCAUAUGAGCUGCGUUAUCUACUCGUUCAUGUUGUCCUACUGCCAGUUGAGCAAUAAUAAGCGAACUAAAUCCAACAUCCAACUACUACUGUUCUUAACUGCACGACACAGCAAAACCUCUGAUGACGUGAUUCAACUCUCGUUCUAGUAUUACUGUUGUGGGUUCGUUCGAAUACAGGAGACAGACAACAAAACUGCUCAGCAAAUUCAUCCCGUUCCAUGAAAUAGCCAAAACUCCAAUCAACUUCUUUAACAGUCUUUCGUUAACAACCUAAGCGCACGCCGGUGUGCCAGAUACAAAACAAAUGAUCUAAGGGAACAAAUCUUUGUAUGAAUAGUAAUAGGCAGAAGAAGCAUUAUAUUUAAUUGUGGAAAGUAGGUCGUAAUCUCCCAAAAGCGCCACCGAAAACAGUACACAGCAAGUCCGGUUAACGUAAACCUAGCAAUAGCCUAGAAUUUUGGAUGUCUUUUACGUCACGACGACCAUCGGUUACUGUACACUCAAAAACUCAAGUGCCAACCAGUAGAAAACGUAUCUUUACAAGCAGAAAACGGAACCGUAUUCGUUACAACCAAAUUUUUCAAACUAACAGAAAGCUAAAACAACGUAAUCGCAGUUUCCGUUCGUUGCCGCUAAGAUGGCGCUGCUAUCCCGAAGCACAACAGCUUUGGCAGGGUACGUCAACCAAACAAUCAAAUUCACCUGCACGUGCACGGAAGAUAUUCAGAGAAGUGUGACAUUUUCUAAACUUUUAUUCUAUUUCUUGUUGAAAACAAAACUAGGUAGCUGUUUUUAUGCUAAUAUUGCACCACUUUUAAAAAGUUUUCUUUUUUUCAUUUGUCUGUCAUCAUAACACUUUGUUUCUUCCUUAAAGGCGUUGAAACUCGUGCUCCAUCACACAAUCUAGCUAGGCAAAACGUGCAUUUUACUACCAUCCCACUGAUCGAUUACCAUCACAAGGUCUUAGUUUUUAUCGAAAAACUGUAAAAAUACGAUCAUCCACUUUCUCCAAGCUUCUUCUUCCCCAAAUGUAGAAUAGUGUUGUACAGAAUAGUUCCCUCGGUGUGUCCCUCCGUUAAUGUAUUGCACAAAAGCGCAUUUUCGUGUGAGUGUGCGUGUUCGUGUGUGUGUGUGUGUUUGCACAAGCAGAAGAAUGUUAUUUUACCUUUUUUUAAAUUUUAUCAACGCGCCCAACACCUAAAAAAACACGCGCUAAACUUCAAACCUUAUAUCGCUAUAAAUUAUUCUCGCAAGAAUCUCUCUUGACCAACUUUUGUCACCAUUCGUCCAAGGAAUCUAAAUUCCGCACUAAUUUUACUGUUGUUUGUUUGUGAAAAUUAUGCAAAACAAAAACUAUUUACUAUAUCCAAUAUCUAUCACUCGCGAUCGCGAAACAAAAAGGAAAAAGCGACAUUAAAUCAUGUUACAAUGUUAAGAGAAGGGGCUCGAGAAAAGCAGAUCUGAGAAGAAAACAAAAAGACAGUAGCAUGGUAAAGUGGCGUUCAAAGGAUGCAGAAAGCAAGAACCAAGUUAGGUAGCAGAAAUGGAAAAGGAAACGAACAUCAUCAUCAUAAUCAUUGGGCGUCCUCUUCGCUUCACCCACCAAUCGCGAUGCUGCGGAAGGAGAAAUGCAUAGAGGAGAAAGAACAUUUUUAAAGUUUAGUAGCUUUUCCCAAUCUCUUUCGAAUCGAAUGCUUCAAACGUCAGCAAACAGUUUCUUCCCCGUAUAAAAAAUUGUCCCGUUCAGUGGCCAUCGUUUUGCCCCCUUUCGCAAGCAUUGAGCUAUAGAUAGUGCUAUAAUUGCAGAGAGAGAAAGAGAUGGAAAGAAGCUCUGUAAGAAGCGUUUUCGUGUAUCUAUAAUACCAAUCGAUCCGAAUAAAGAUUACAAAAUGGAAAGACCA
This is a messenger RNA of Anopheles stephensi (Asian malaria mosquito), 4002 nucleotides long. Its product is annotated as sodium/potassium-transporting ATPase subunit beta-2-like. The record is from RefSeq and is a predicted model, not a curated record. Lineage: Eukaryota; Metazoa; Arthropoda; Insecta; Diptera; Culicidae. The coding region runs from base 390 to 1373 and encodes 327 amino acids. Gene Ontology annotation, biological process: intracellular potassium ion homeostasis; intracellular sodium ion homeostasis; sodium ion export across plasma membrane. Gene Ontology annotation, molecular function: ATPase activator activity. Gene Ontology annotation, cellular component: sodium:potassium-exchanging ATPase complex. The transcript has 7 exons.